AUGGCCGACCAACUCCUCCAGGCCAACGGCCAGAGCCGCCCUAGCAACGUCAAACACCACACUUCACCGUCUCUCAUGAUGAACUCGCAUUUUGCGGGCGUGGGCGACAAUGCCGACAAGCAGGCCUACGAGCAUGGCAUCCAGGUCAUUGACGAGGACAAGAUGUUCAACGGAAACCUGUCUUCAUACCUCAGUGUCGAAAAUGUCAUCCCCGCCGGCUUCAACUACCACCUCAUAUCCGUCUUUGGCUCGCAGUCAACGGGCAAGUCGACCCUUCUCAACCACCUCUUUGGCACCCAGUUUGGUGUCAUGUCGGAGCAGGAGCGUCGGCAAACUACAAAGGGAAUUUGGAUGAGCAAGAAUAAGCGUGAGGCAGGCGGCUCGGCCAUGGCAGAGAACAUCUUGGUCAUGGAUGUCGAGGGAACAGAUGGUAGAGAGCGAGGCGAGGACCAGGACUUUGAGCGGAAGAGCGCUCUCUUCGCCCUGGCCACAAGUGAAGUCCUCAUUGUCAACAUCUGGGAACACCAAGUUGGAUUGUACCAGGGUGCCAACAUGGGCCUGCUCAAGACUGUCUUUGAAGUCAACUUGCAGCUUUUUGUCAAAGAUGGCCAAUCGAGUCCAAGAUCACUCUUGUUCUUCGUCAUCCGCGAUCACAUCGGCGUCACGCCCCUCACGAACCUACAAAACACCCUGAUACAAGACUUGUCAAAGCUGUGGGCGACCAUAUCGAAACCUACCGGUCUCGAAGCCUCGCGGAUAGAGGACUACUUUGACUUCGCCUUUGUCGCACUACCACACAAAAUCCUUCAACCAGAAAAGUUUGAAGAAGCAGUCACAAAACUUAGCACACGGUUCAAGGAAGGAUAUAGUGACCCAAGGAAGAGCGGGCUCAUUGAUGAAACAACCGCACCCAUCUUCCUUCCUCAGUACCAUCGUCGGAUCCCUGCAGAUGGCUUUCCUGCGUACGCAGAGGGUGUCUGGGAUCAGAUCGUGAGCAAUAAAGACUUGGAUUUGCCAACUCAACAGGAACUCUUGGCCCAGUUUCGGUGCGAUGAGAUAUCCAGAGAAGUCCUCGUUGCCUUUGACGAACAGAUCACGCCCCUUGAAGACAAGCAAGCUGAGGCUGCUCGGGCAGGGUCAUUCUCGAUCAUCCCUGACCUUGGACCCAUCAUGAACACUGCACGAGCAAAGGUCCUCAAAGACUUCGACACCAAUGCAAGCCGAUACCAUAAGGGCGUCUACAAGCGAAAGCAGGCAGAGCUCGAGGCCAAGGUCGACACACGAUUGAAGGCUCUGUUCCAGAAGCAGCUCACAUCAGCCCACAAGUCUGGCGUGGAAAGCUUCAGCGAAGCCGUUAGCACAGCAGUGAAGAGCGGUCAGAAGAAGGGAGGAUCGUACGACUUUGCGCAGAUUGUUGACUCUGAAAAGAAGAAGGCUCUUGCCAAAUUCGAAGAGGACGCCAAGGCAAUGGCUAUCGAAGCGGCAAGCUGGAGCAGCUACGAGAAUGAGAUGAAGAUCUUCAACAAGGAGCUAGAAGAUGUCUCUAGUCGCCUCCGCAAAGAGGAGAUGAGGCGCCUGGCCACCAGAAUCGAGCGCUGGGUACGCUCACGUCUGGAUGAGUCCGUUGGUCUUGAAUUCAACAAGCUCGGAUCUGGCCGGGGUGGUUCUGGUGCGCCUGAGCAUGGCGAUCGACCUCCUACUGAGAAGGACCUUUGGGACCGGGUCUGGAAGAUCUUCAUCGAUACCGUCUCCAGCGCAGAGAAGCGGUUCACUGAUCGAGCGUCCAGCUUCGACGCUAGUCCUGAAGAGGUUGAGGUCGGUUUGUGGAGACUGCGACGCAAGUCUUGGGCUGUGCUUCGUGCCAAACUUGAUGAGGAAGUCAUGGAGGGCAACAUCCUGUUGAAGCUCAGGGAAAACUUCGAAGACAAGUUCCGCUACGACGACCUUGGUGUUCCUAGAAUAUGGAGACCCACAGAUGAUAUUGAGGGCAUUUACACCAAGGCUCGCGAGUCCACAAUCACUGUCAUUCCACUCCUCGCUCGCUUCAAGCUCGCAUCGACUUCGAAGCCUCCAUCGCUUGAUGAAUGGAUCGGCGAAGCACCAGCUUCAGUGACUCCAGCAGACGAGGACGACUUGACUCCCAUCGGCGGUGUAGACGAUGAAGAGGGCAAGAGUCUGGAGGAUGAGAUGACCAUUCUGUCUGACGCCAAGCAAGCUGAUCUGCUUGUCCGCUUCAAGAAGACCGCGGAUGGUGUAUACGUCGAGGCCAAGCGCAGUGCCAUUGGCGGUAUCACUCAAGUCCCACUUUACUUCUAUGGUCUUCUCCUUGCUCUCGGUUGGAACGAAAUAGUCACAGUUCUACGCAACCCAGUAUAUUUCAUCUUUCUCAUUCUUAUGGGUAUCGGUGCCUACGUUACCUACACGCUUAACCUAUGGGGCCCCAUGGCUCGCAUGGCCAACGCCGCCUCACAGCAGGGUCUUGAGGUUGGUAAGGAGAGGCUGCGUGCUUUCCUUGAGAGCUCAGAUACUGGUCGUCAAGCCAUGGCUAUGAGCAGUUCGAAUGAAACUCGAAGAUACGAGAAUGUCCGCAUGGACAGGUUGAACGGAGAUGGCAAGAAGAGCAGUGCCGAGGUUGAGGACUUGGACGAUAUCUGA
Molecule: messenger RNA, 2655 nt
Organism: Bipolaris maydis ATCC 48331
Lineage: Eukaryota; Fungi; Ascomycota; Dothideomycetes; Pleosporales; Pleosporaceae
Product: RHD3/Sey1
Biological process (GO): endoplasmic reticulum membrane fusion
Cellular component (GO): endoplasmic reticulum
Molecular function (GO): GTPase activity; GTP binding
Source: RefSeq, a predicted model, not a curated record